Baudoinia panamericana UAMH 10762 is the source of this 721-nucleotide messenger RNA. RefSeq lists its product as uncharacterized. The transcript has a single exon. NCBI's taxonomy places the organism in Eukaryota, Fungi, Ascomycota, Dothideomycetes, Mycosphaerellales, Teratosphaeriaceae. Bases 399 to 605 code for a protein of 68 amino acids. The record is from RefSeq and is a predicted model, not a curated record.
UUCAUCACCUGUUUGCACUUUACCGCACGUUGUCAUCCGCGGGACGGCAGUAUUCAGCAACGGCCUGAAUGUAAAGAGGCUGAUGAGCCUGCGUGGAGGGAUAGAUUUUGCCGUCAACAUCAAUCAUGACAUGUCGGUAAUUUUUAAGCACUCCAUAUAACCUCAUACCAACGGCGUGGAGAUGGCAACUCUCGAGGCAUAUCUGCCCUUGAACGAAAGAGCGAGAUUGCUGUAAGAGGGCAAAGGCAGCUCGCACCAAGCUGACUCUGGACUCAUCCCGAUAAGCUCUUGGGUAAAGAUGGAUAUUCCGAUUACGACGACACCCUGGCAGGCUUGCAGUCAAUUGUUAUACGGAAUACUACGUUCUUGAAGAUGAUUUGCCAUACCGCUGCAUUGAUAUGAUCCUUUACAACCGAACAGGGAAUUGGUCUCACUUCCGUUUAACGGUAUUAGUGGUUCACUUCUUAGGGACCCCGGAUCAAGACAAAGUUGUUGCUUGUCAUAAUAACAGCGUUACUUGCAACCAUACGAUGGCCGGCACAAUUGAGGGUGCUCUAAAAUCCCCUCAUCCGGCUCUGAAUGCCUCUUCGCCAGCCAGUGUUUGAGCGUGCAGUCGUAAGUCCUCCUGAUAACCUAGCGAUCAUUAGCACGCAGUCAGGCAUCGCGCGUAGCGUAACUAACACUUGCGUACAGCACAAGCAGCUGCCACCAUGAUUGAAUG